Molecule: messenger RNA, 1349 nt
Organism: Microdochium trichocladiopsis
Lineage: Eukaryota; Fungi; Ascomycota; Sordariomycetes; Xylariales; Microdochiaceae
Exons: 2
Coding region: 336-1241 (301 amino acids)
Source: RefSeq, a predicted model, not a curated record
GCCAGCAGUGCUGAUCUGCCCCACAACGGGGGGUGGCCGUGUGUGUGCUGGGGAAGGCAACCCCUUGCGCGGUCGCUCCGCAAGCUCGUGGGCGAAACAGCUCUAGGGGGAUUCAGGGUUCUGCACCAGAGGUGCAUCGCCAGCUCGAAGGGGGCUAGUCUGCCGAACACCUGCAGCCUCCUUUUCACCUGAUUUGACCCGUAUUUGGUCUGCGUUGACCUCGCCUUACGUUGGGUCCACGUUCGAGUCGUCCCAGAAAGUGAGCUCACCAGGGUGUAGGCUUCUUCCACUUUCCCCAAAAGUCCUCACGGAAGACCGGGCAACGAAGCGGAAUCAUGGCAAUCUCGGCCGACAGGACCAUGACGCUGUCGGAGACGAAUCCGAGAUUGAAGGAUCUCAAGGGGCCGGGGCUUCUCUGGGUCGGGUCCAAGAUAAAAAAGCGCGAUCUGCUGAGCUGGCCGACGUUUCUCAGCUGGUACGACACCGAAAUGCUGCCGGCAAUGGUUGGCUUAAAAGGCAUCCGCAGUGCCAUGAGGUCGACAGCCAGAGACCAGAGUGAGGAGUGGCCGACCCUCUGCAUUUUCGUCAUGGACGACCUCAGCUACCUCCACACACCCGAAGUCGACGAGGGCAUGCCCGGGAAGAGCAAAUUCCUGCCAGGCGGUGGUCAGUACAUGGACCUGGCCGAUUUUGACUGCCGGUUCUACAACAUCCUGAGCUCCUAUGAGCCUGCAGGCGAGACGACGAUGGGUAUGUUGCCAGACAGGACGCUACCUCCUUCAAGGGCUGCAAGCGCUGACGUGGGAGAGGGGCCAUUGGCCGCCGCGGAUUCGCAUGCAGAGAAGACCAGGUGCCUGUUGAUAGUGACCUGGGACUUCCGGGCCGAGGUUGCACAAGAGGAGUUUGACGAGUUCUAUUACAAAGCGCACAACCCCAUGAUGACCAAGUUUGGCGGGUUCCUGCGCAGCACGCGAUACAAGCUGGACCACGGGUGGUGGUCAUCGGGAGACGGAGCAGAGCUGCCGUGUCCAGACUGGCUGCAGAUCUGUGAGUUCUCCACGUUGGACAUUGACAAGGAGGCGAUUCUGGAGCAGAACGCGACCCAGUCGGAGAAGUUGCUCGAGAUCAUCUCCAAGACGAUCUUCACCAUCGAGGUUUAUACGGUGGACAAGAUGUUUGGCGACAAGACCAUGUUCCACGGGUGGGGGAGAGGUGAAGGGCGAUGCGUGCGCACCCGAUGAGAUGAGCUCUGCCUGCAGCUUCCGAAGAAGAAGAAGAUUUAGAAGAAGAAGAAGAUAGAACAAAAAGAAACAAAACAAACAAAUGAAAGGCACUCCGAGAUGGUAGCC